AUGUCGUCGUUGCUGCUGGCGAUGGUGAUCGUCGAGCUACUGGAUGAUGUCAAACACGAACACGAUCAACACUAUUGCAUCUUGCUUUUGGCGGAGCAUGCCGCUGCUGAUGACGAUACAAUGUACAUGUGCGGACAAGGGCAAGGAAGGCACAGACGCUGGAUUGGACGACUCGACUCGGAUAGUUUCAAUUCUACCACAGAAGAAGAGGACGAGGAGGAAGAACGCCCGGCAAUCUUGAAGGUACACGAGUGGCUUGUGGGGUCAAUUUGCCAGAAAUCUCGUUCACUAAACGUUAUCGAGGACCGUGCUGCACAUGCGAUAUGGUGUUUUGGUUUCGUCACUGGACAGAGUAUCAAUGAUGUCUCAUACGAUCACCACGGGGCAUGCGAGCAUCGCCGGAUAUUAGAGUAUUGA
Molecule: messenger RNA, 417 nt
Organism: Seminavis robusta
Lineage: Eukaryota; Bacillariophyta; Bacillariophyceae; Naviculales; Naviculaceae
Source: the annotation of a GenBank genome assembly